This is a messenger RNA of Plodia interpunctella (Indianmeal moth), 937 nucleotides long. RefSeq names its product trypsin Tyr p 3.0101-like. Bases 73 to 876 code for a protein of 267 amino acids. The transcript has 3 exons. Gene Ontology annotation, biological process: proteolysis. The record is from RefSeq and is a predicted model, not a curated record. Gene Ontology annotation, molecular function: serine-type endopeptidase activity. Lineage: Eukaryota; Metazoa; Arthropoda; Insecta; Lepidoptera; Pyralidae.
CAUUUUAUUGACAUCAUAACAUAGGUAAUCAAGUCGGUACUUUAGUACAUAGAAGUACACAGUCAUGAGACGAUGAAGUAUAAUUUAGGCAAAUUUUAUUUUUUGGUUAUAUAUCUAUAUAAAUUUAAGAUCAUGUGUAAUUUAGACGCUUUCAUUACCGGAGGAGAGUUAGUAAUAUACAACGUAUAUCCGCAUUCAGUUUUACUAGUAAUCGCUUGUAACAGGUCAGCUAUCUGCGGUGGUUCCGUGCUAAAUCAAAAUGUGGUACUAACAGCUGGACACUGUUUGGAUAGCUGCAUAGAGAACCCAAGAGGAAUCGAAGUAAGAUAUGGACAUGAGGAAAUAAAAAAAAUGAACAAGACAAAAGCGAAAAACUAUGUAAAUCAUCAUGAAUACCAUAGAGCAGAGAUUGUUAAUGACAUUGGUUUAGUUAUAACCGUUGAGAGGAUACCGUUAGAUGAUGUGGUGAAAAGGGUGAUCAUUAUGAGAUCCCCACCUAAUGAGAGAAAGGCGUACGUAGCUGGUUGGGGACUCGACGAAUUCAGGACUCGACCGGAUUCUCUGAAACACACGAGCGCCAUUAUCCAACCCGCAGAGUUGUGCAGACAAAAGAUAAUGGCAGAAGACGAUGACCCAACCACAUUCUGCGCAGGCCCUGUAAACGACACUGGCGCUGCAGACCGGGGUGAUUCUGGGAGUGCUCUCAUGAUCCAUCGCGCAAUACAAAUUGGCAUCGUCUCGUAUCAAAUAAGUCCAUGGACUCUGGUCGUUUACACUAAUGUCUCCUACUACAUGGAUUGGAUACAAGAGGCCGCGAAGACACUUUAUUGCGCAGGACAUGACAAUAGUAAACAAAACGAUACUGGACAAGAAUAAGAAAUCUGGUGAAAUGAUUAGUUAAGUAGGAAGGAUUCAUCGAGAUUUUAAUAAAAUGUAA